UGUCCUCGCGGCAGCGGAGUGCCUCGCCGGGGAUCACACUCCGGGAGCACCGGAAGGAGGCCCUGGAGAGAAUGGCCGUCAUGGCGAAUCUGGGACUGCACGUCUUCCAUCCCGAGUGGCAGAACGUACGGCCAGGCGCAAUGCCCCAGGGCAGACAGUACAGCACCACCUUCAGGAUGAUCGCUAUGAAGGUCUUCGGUCGAGACGAGGAGAUCACCCUGCCGGUCCAGACCUGCACGAAAGUCGUCGACGUGAGGGAUGCAUUGGCCCGAGCGCUGGGCCUCGAUCCAGAGAGCAUCAGCUUCUUGGUGAAGCAAGGAUGCAGCACGCGAAAGCAGAUGCUCUCCGAGGAGAUCGCGGCUUGUGUCACAGUGAAAGGCAUCAAAUCCUUUCGGCCCGGCAGACAUCAGUGGCCACAUCCAACUGGCGUCAUAGGUGCCGGCUACAAUGGAUUGAAAACUGCCAUGCUCUACACGAAGGCCGGGAAUGACAACUACGUGGUCUUCGAUCGCAACGACAAGGUUGGUGGAUACUGCUGGAUCACCGCAGCAAACACGCACUCGAAAUUGCAAACUGAAUUUGGGUCCUUUCACAUCUGGUGGGGCCAGGACCUUGUGACCGAGAAGUGUCCUUACCCCAAGGGCUGGGAGAUCUGGCCCAAAAAGAAGGAGGUCUUGGCCCACUUCCAGCAUGCGGCCGAGGCUUACGGAGUUCUCCCGAAUUUCCGGUUCAAGACCAAUGUUGCCAAAAUGGACGUCAUCGGCGAGAAGGAGGACCACGAUCGGUACUACAGACUGACCGUAGCACCAGUCGAUGGUGGAGACUCCACGGAGGUGAGCGUAUCAAGCCUCUUCAACUACCCCGGCUGCAUGACCAGGAAUCGAAUUAUCGAUUACCCUGGGGAAGACGAGUUCGGUGGCGCCGUUGCAUACGGCAUGAACGACGACUGUCCGUACGAAGAGCUGAAAGGCAACAACGUAGCCAUCUUGGGCAACGGCGCCUUUGCAGUGGAAAAU
This is a messenger RNA of Symbiodinium sp. CCMP2456, 1016 nucleotides long. Lineage: Eukaryota; Dinophyceae; Suessiales; Symbiodiniaceae. The record is from the annotation of a GenBank genome assembly.